AGCAGGCAGGGAAAACCCCCUUCACUCCUCUCAGCGGCUCGGAGUUGAAGUGAGAUGUGUAUAUAUAUAUUUUUUUACUCAUAUGAUUUAUAUCUUCAUCUCACCGAGCUUCACACACAGGCGCUUUGUGAAAAUGACCAAUCUGCAACCGACCAGUAACACCUGGACCCAGCUGUUUGAGGCGUGGCAGUUGGCAACAAGCCACGUUAACCUGUAAAACCCGGACAUAGUGUGAAAGAGAGAUGAUUCAACCUGCACUCACACGUGUCCUCUUUGUGUUUGGACUCUUCCAGAAAGGUCUAACAUCUGUAAUCCAGUCUGUGGAGACUGUGGAGGAGGCAGUGGGAGAAGAUGCUCUCCUCAGCUGUCAGAUCCUACUGUCAGAAAAUGUGGAACAUGUCACAUGGCAGAAACAGACACAGGAUGGGGGGAUCAAUCUCGCCGGCUUCAACGAUAUCUCUGGCUCCAGGGUGAUCUCAGCCUUCAGAGGCAAAGUGGAGGUGAAAGAUGGUGGACUGCACAACAGCUCCAUAGUGAUCAAGAAAUUGACGGAGGAGGAUGAAGGCUGCUACCUCUGCCUCUUCUUCACCAACCCUGCUGGAGCGCUCACUGGCAGAACCUGCCUCAAGGUCUAUGAGCUGCAUGAACCCGUUCUACACAUUAGAGAAUCAAAUUCCACUGAUGAGUUCCUGGUUUCCUGCUCCGCCACAGGACGACCUGCUCCAACCGUAACUCUCAACCUCACACAGCAAGACUUCCACCUCUCACAGAACCAAACUGUGGUGAUCAACACAAACGGUUUGGAUGAGGGAUCUGGAUCUGCUAGCAGAAGCUUCAUCGGGACAUGGAUUGUGGUAGUGACCUUUCUUUGCACUGCUUCAGUCUUAGCUGUCCUGUCAAUACGAAAACUACAGAGCAGAUCCUUCAGACUGUCAUACAGAGACCAGGAGAAGACUGAGGUUCCUCAAACUGCAGACGCUGAUACGAUCCAAGUAGCUUUGUCCACACUAGAGGAGAGUUCGGUCAGAAAACGGUCACCUCCUUCAGAUUCCAGGCAGGAAAUAGCGACAGAACCUGGGUCACCUUCAAAAGUCAGAAGUCUUCAGUCUGACCAAAGCGUCUUCGACCCUCUACUCGUUCGUUUGGACCCCAGACUUUCUUCAGACUUCAGGGGGCAAAAACAUUUGUCUGCUUUCAGACGUGCACUCAACUUCAAAGAUCCUUCAGAUGGAUUCAACAACUACAAUGAGUCACAUGAUAAGGUCGACUAG
Messenger RNA from Limanda limanda (common dab), 1271 nucleotides. RefSeq names its product OX-2 membrane glycoprotein-like. Gene Ontology annotation, molecular function: cell-cell adhesion mediator activity. The coding region runs from base 243 to 1271 and encodes 342 amino acids. NCBI's taxonomy places the organism in Eukaryota, Metazoa, Chordata, Actinopteri, Pleuronectiformes, Pleuronectidae. The transcript is spliced from 8 exons. The record is from RefSeq and is a predicted model, not a curated record.